This is a messenger RNA of Solanum lycopersicum (tomato), 483 nucleotides long. RefSeq lists its product as uncharacterized. The record is from RefSeq and is a predicted model, not a curated record. Lineage: Eukaryota; Viridiplantae; Streptophyta; Magnoliopsida; Solanales; Solanaceae.
AUGAAUGGAGUUGUAGAGGCCGCCCAUAAGAAUAUCAAGAAGAUUCUGAGGAAGAUGAUUGAUAAUCACCGAGUGUGUGGGACAAAAGCAGUCAUACCUGCUGAAGUCCAGAUACCAUCUUUGAGAAUCAUCCAAGAAGCUGAGUUAAGUAAAGCUAAACGGGUCAGCAAGCAAAUUUAUCAACUAACAUUGAUUGAUGAGAAGAGAAUAGUUUCCAUCUGUCAGUGUCAAUUAUAUAGGAAGAGAAUGGUUUGUGUCUUUCAAAAUAGAGUAAGAGCCAGAAUUUUUGAAGUAGGCCAGUUUGUUUUUAAGCGUAUUUGUCAUCAUCAAGACGAGUACAGAGAAAAGUUCACACCAAACUUGCAAGGUCCUUACAUGGUUCGUAAAGUAUUAUCUGGAGGUGCUUUGGUCCUGUCAGAGAUGGAUGGAACUUUAUGGCCAAAACAAAUCAACUUAGAUGAUAUCAAGAGAUACUACAUGUGA